AUAUUUCAUUGAUAUCCGCUAAUAAAACGAUCAAACGUAGGAUACGUCGUUGACCUCGCACAUUUAACGUUUAUAACCAUCUACGUACUGAUUCAUUAUUCACAAAAUUAAUUAAAAACAUUGGAAAAGCCCGUGUCGUUCACUAUGCGAACUUUAAUUGACAGCAUGCAGAAAUAGUGCAGAUGCAAAGUGGAUGGUAUUUAUCAGACGUGAUCGUUAAACUUUAAAAUAUAUCGCUGAAGAAUCAAAAGAUUAUUUUGAACGUUUCUAUACUAUGUCACUUUAAUACGCUUAAACGAAACGUCGUGAUAUCGGCUAUUCGAUGUUUAGCAUUUUUCUCAUUCUAUUUAUUUCGUUCUAUUUCAAACGUCACGAUUCCCGCCGCGUUCCUAUAUUCUGAUCAUAUGAUAUGCGUUACGUAUCGUAUGAAGAACGUGACGCAUCGAUAGUGGAUACAAUCGAUACAUAUAUACUUGUUUACAUAUAAUUAAUAUAAUUACAAAAUGAUGGAUUGCGAUGAAGAUUCAAGUUUAUAUGAUCUUUUUCAAGUAUCUUUAACUAAUGAUAAUCUUUUUAUGAUUGGGACAAGCGUUGAUACAGGUUUUGAAUGGCAAGCAGUAGAUGAAUGUAAAGAGAAAUUAGAUAAAAAUCUACAUGUUGUUAAACAACGUGGAAAGAUUUAUUUCAACGUCAAUUGGGACAAGUUAAUCAAAGUACAAGAAAUGAGAUCAAUUGACAAUAUAUUUAUAGUUGGAAGCGUACUCAGAUUAAAGUUCAAUGGAACUAAUAAGGAAAAUGAUUUGAAAUUAUGUAAAGAUGCUACACGAAAUGAUCUAAAGUUAGAGAAAGCUUUGAAUGUAUGGAAGAACGUUACACAAUUUCCAGGAAAAAUGUAUCCAACUAUUAACGAAUACGAAGAGGCUACGAGGAAUGAAAAAAAUGUUGAAUGUGUAAAAUCUAACAAUUCUAAAAUUAGAAAAAGAGGACAAAAUCCAGCUAACGCGUAUAACGAAGUUUUAAGAUAUAGAGUAACUUGUGAAAGAACUGGUAAACAUAGUUUCGAAUCUCCUGACGCUGCUAAAAUCAUAGGAGGAGAAUUACAAGAUAAAUAUCAUUGGCUAGUCGAUUUAUCUUUGUAUCAUUUGGAGAUAAUCUGUAAAAUAGUUCAAAAUGAGAUAGUAACACAACUACGUAUUACACACGAAUCCAAGCAUCAUAGAAAUAUCAUACAUUUUGGACCAACUACGCUCCGAGCUACCAUAUGUUAUAACUUAUUAAGAUUGGCGCAACCCAAUCCAGGAGAUAUCAUAAUUGAUCCUAUGUGUGGAAGUGCUUCUAUUCCUAUCGAAGGAGGAUUAGUCUAUGAAAGUUCAUACAUAUUAUGCGGAGAUAAUCAUUCAAAGGCUGUGCUGAGAUCUAAAUCAAAUAUAGAAAACUCCUGUUCUAAAUCUAAAGUUGAUUUAACACAAUGGGAUGUUUGUUAUUUACCACUCUUAAACAAUUCUAUCGAUAUUGUUGUCACCGAUAUGCCUUUUGGGAAACGUAGUGGCAAUAUGAUGGAUAACAGAGUACUUUAUAAAGAAUUCUUACUACAAUUAGGACGAGUUGUGAGACGUAAUACUGGUCGAUUAGUAUUGCUAACCUAUGAUAAACGUAGUUUUAAUCUAUCAUUACAAGCAGCUUCUGACUUAUUCAAAGUAACAAAAAUGUUAGGUGUUAACAUUGGAGGACUGGCUGCUGUUGUAUACGUAUUAAAACGAACAUGUAUAGAAUAUAAAUAAUUCUAAUGAUAUAUAA
This is a messenger RNA of Polistes canadensis, 1797 nucleotides long. Its product is annotated as THUMP domain-containing protein 3-like. The transcript has 7 exons. The record is from RefSeq and is a predicted model, not a curated record. Gene Ontology annotation, biological process: tRNA methylation. NCBI's taxonomy places the organism in Eukaryota, Metazoa, Arthropoda, Insecta, Hymenoptera, Vespidae. Gene Ontology annotation, molecular function: RNA binding; tRNA (guanine) methyltransferase activity. The coding region runs from base 504 to 1781 and encodes 425 amino acids.